ACUGUACGUCUGUACAAUAAGAACAAUUCACAAUUUCAGCCUUGUCUAAUUUAAAACUGGAUUAUCUGAUGUUAUGUUUAAAAUGAAAAUAAUUUAUAUUAUGUAGUAGUGUAGUACUAUUUGCUACUUAUAUUUCAAUGAAGUCAAUUUUUUUAGUCAUGUACCAUGUACGAGAAAUAGAUCAAAACUGUCCUAAAAAGUAUAAAAUUCGUUAUAAUGCAAAAAAUGCCUUAAAAUGCCCUUUUGGUGGUUAGAAUAUGAAGUACUUGAUGUUGAUAUACAUUAGUAGCUUAAAAAGCAUCGUGUAAGACAUUCCAAAAAAAAAUAAUGCAAAUGCAUUGAAAUCCGAGCCCUAGUCAUUGUCUAUAAUCUAUAAUCUAUAUUAUUAGUCACUCAUUACCUAUAAGACAGUUGUGGGCUGUAGCGUUGCCAAGUAUAAAUUUUGAUUUGUUGAGUUUCCAUUAAAAUGCCGCUAGAUGGCUCUAAACUGUAGUUGAGAUCAUGGUUGAGAUCUACAGCUGUCUUGGUGACUCAAUUUGAUUUAAUCUAUUGACGAUUCAUUGGUUUGACGAUCUUGAAAAUACAUUAUAUUAUAUAAUCAUAGGCCCAUGACAAAUACAUUUUGUCAUGCAUAGGCAUUAGGCCGAUGUUUAACCAUAGAACAUAUGUAUUAUCUAUGCGUUUAACUUGUAUAUUAUUAUUGUUUCGUGAUAUUAUGUUGUAUCACUUGUGACUUGUAUCUUAGAUCCUGAUUUUUGAUAAUAUUAUGAUAGCGAUGCGUUUGAAGUUUGAAGUGUUGAACAGCAAUAUGGUAUAACAAUUCACUUUUCACUGUUUACAAAUUAAUGGCUCGUAGACCAAACUGAAAUCUUUAACUUAUUGUCACAAAUUGACUAACUUUCGUAGUUUAGUUCGAAAUCGGUAAUUUAUUAUGUAUAAGAACUAAAAAUGUGCAACAGUUGAUGAUUAAUACUGUGGUAUUAGUGUAUGACAAUCAAUUUUUUAAGUUUUAACGUGACGUUAAGAUAUAUUCUGUACCUACUGUAUUGUGUUCUGAUGUUAAUACUGGUGUAGUAGGCAUUCACAUUAUAACUAUGGCUAUAGACAAAAAUACCAUGCGCUCAAAAUUUAACGAGCAAAUACAAUUAAUUUUAAUGAAUAAACGGGAAGAUAACAAUGCUUUUUUGUCAACCAGUGAUUAUAGUAGAGUUAUUCAACAGGUGAAAAAAUCAAAAAAAUCUUUAAACACUGCUGGUGAAAAAAAAACUACGAAAGACUAUCGUGUAAUACGUAAGUAUGAUAUUUUAGUAAUGGAUGGAAAAGAACAUCUGAUUAGACCUAUUGACGAAAAAAAUGUUGUAUUAUACUAUGCAACAAUUGAUGAACUAUUUGAUAUUCUUUACGAUACACAUUCUGCAAUAGGUCAUGGUGGACGAAAUCGUAUGGUAACUGAACUUAAAAAUAAUUAUUGCAAUAUAACUAAUGAAACAAUUAUGGUAUUUUUAAAAUUGUGUGCUGAAUGUCAUAAAAAAGCUGCAUGUUCAAAAAUAGGAUUAGCACCUAAACCAAUUGUACAGCCUACUUUCAAUUCUCGAGGACAAGUAGAUCUAAUUGACAUGCAGACUCGACGUCAUAAUGAUUAUAGAUUCAUAAUGAACUAUCAGGAACAUUUGACUAAAUAUAUAGUCUUGAAACCACUGAAAUCAAAAUGUGUUGAAGAAAUUGCUUAUAAUUUAAUUGAUAUCUAUACUUUAUUUGGGGCACCUUCGAUAUUACAGUCAUGUAGUGGAAAAAAAUUUGUAACUUCAAUAAUUAACAAACUUCAUGUCAUAUGGGAUGAAGUAAAAAUUGAUUAUGGAUGGCCAAAGCACAGCGAAAGUCAGGAAUCUGUUGAACGAACUAAUAGGGAUGUACAAGAAAUGUUAUCUGCUUGGAUGGGCAAAAAAAAUAGUUCGGAUUGGCCAUCAGCAUUAAAAUUUAUUCAGUUUAAAAAAAAUCGAACUUUUCACCCAGGUAUAGGCACAUCCCCCUAUGAAGCAAUGUUUGGAUGCACUGCCAGAAUAAGUUUGGCGACAUCUAAUCUUCCAAAUGCUGAAAUGCCUGAAAUAACCGAAAUAAAAACAGAAGAAGAUUCAUGAAAUAUUACUCAUGUUCUAAUAAUGAAGACGACGACAAAGAAAAAAAUUGCCAAAUGAAAUUGCAGCUUAUUAUCAGGAAGACAGGAAAUAGCUGUUUGUAAAAGAAAAACCUUUUAACUCUCGAUGAAGUGAUUAAAAAUUAGUAAAUGAAAAAAAGUAACUUCAAGAAAAGCAGCUAUUAAUAGUUGUGUAAUGGGUUUUCCAAAGAUACCAGAGCAACCAUUGCAAGAUUGGUUGUUAACCAUAAACAUUCUGCCUGCAACAAGACACUUAAAGAUGCAUUAUGUAAAAAUAAUUAAUAAUGUGUGAUUUUAUACGAAUUGUAUUUAAAUAAAAAGGCAUCUAAAAUA
This is a messenger RNA of Rhopalosiphum padi (bird cherry-oat aphid), 2488 nucleotides long. Its product is annotated as KRAB-A domain-containing protein 2-like. The transcript has 2 exons. Gene Ontology annotation, biological process: DNA integration. Lineage: Eukaryota; Metazoa; Arthropoda; Insecta; Hemiptera; Aphididae. Bases 1095 to 2138 code for a protein of 347 amino acids. Gene Ontology annotation, molecular function: nucleic acid binding. The record is from RefSeq and is a predicted model, not a curated record.